This is a messenger RNA of Miscanthus lutarioriparius, 1521 nucleotides long. Lineage: Eukaryota; Viridiplantae; Streptophyta; Magnoliopsida; Poales; Poaceae. The record is from the annotation of a GenBank genome assembly.
AUGGCAUGUCCAAGAGGAAGGACAUCAUUUCUCCUUUGUUUCUUUCUGAUGAUUUGCCUCAUGGCUCAGUUGGGAGCUUCCAAUGUUGUACUCAUGGCGAACAACACUACCUUGUCGUUCGAUGACGUCGAGGCAACUUUUACUCCAGCAGUGAAAGUUUCAGGUGUAAAUGGUGUACUUUAUGUUGUGGAACCUAUGGAUGCAUGCAGUCCAUUGAGAACAAAAGCGAUCAAAGGCUCUGUCUCACCAUUUGCGUUGGUUAUAAGAGGCGGAUGCCAAUUCGAUGACAAAGUUAGAAAUGCACAGAAUGCUGGAUUCAAGGCUGCUGUAGUAUAUGACAAUGAAGACAACGGCGUCCUUGUUUCAAUGGCUGGAAGCUCGUCUGGAGUCCACAUAUAUGCAGUGUUCGUCUCUAAGGCAUCAGGGGAGGAGCUGAAGAAAUAUUCAGGUCAAACUGAUGCAGAGUUGUGGAUAAUAGCAACAUAUGAGAACUCAGCUUGGUCAAUCAUGGCAAUUUCAUUUAUAUCACUGCUUGCUAUGUCUGCUAUCCUAGCUGCUUGUUUCUUUUUGCGGAGACACCAGAUAAGACGGGACAGGGCUCGACUUCCCCAAGCUCGGGAGUUCCAUGGAAUGAGCAGUCAAUUAGUUAAAGCAAUGCCAAGUCUUAUUUUCACAAAAGUGCAAGAAGACAACUGUACAUCAGCAACAUGCGCCAUUUGCUUGGAAGACUACAGUGUUGGAGAAAAACUAAGAGUGCUACCUUGUCGACACAAGUUCCAUGCAGCUUGUGUGGACCUAUGGCUCACCUCCUGGAGAACAUUCUGCCCUGUAUGCAAGCGGGACGCAAAUGCUGGAACAUCAAACCCUCCUGUAUCAGAGUCUACCCCUUUGCUUUCAUCAUCUGCCAUUCCCUUACCAGAAUCAACUGCUUUGGCUUCCUUCCAGUCUACAGUAGCAGCAUCUCCCCCCAGGCCAAUCAGCCGGCAUCCUUCAUCACGGGCCAUAUCCCGCAAUUACUCCAUUUCGGGUUCCAGUAUCCCUCGCACCCCUAACCCUAGGUUUUAUGCAAACUCAUCUCCUAUCUGCACAAGCGGAAGCAAUUUGGACCUUGCAAAUAUAUCAUCCUCAUGGUCUCGCACUUCGCACCUUGCAUCUGCUCACUCUUUGUGCGGUGGCCACUUGUCCCCACCGAUUGACAUCAGAAAUACCUCACCACACAUCUCCCGUUCAGCCUAUGGAUCUCCCAGUCAUUACAUAGGCUCAUCACACAUGUCCCAUGGAUCUCUGAGUUACUACCUUGGAUCUUCAGGGCAGCGGAAUCCUUACCUGAGGCACUACACGUUGUCAGGCCCGAGCCUGUUCACCAUGGUGCCCCAGUCACCGCAACAGAACCAGUUGCAGCACGGUGGAGACUCGGAAACAAAUCUGUCAGCUGCUGCAUCAACUCCGUCAUUCCGUCAGCUCUACCUGCAGCAUUGCCCUGAUUCUGACACGUCAUGUCAGUCGCUUCCAGGGUGCUGA